CUUCUGCAAAUUGGCCGGGGAGAAGCGCGAGGGCGUCCAGCAGCUCCUCAAGAUGCGGAACGAUUGUGGGAGCCGCACAUUCUUCCAGGAUGUGCAGAAGCCAUCUCAGGAUGAGUGGGGUAAAGCCCAGGAGGCCAUGAAAGCUGCCUUGGCCCUAGAGAAGAACCUGAACCAGGCUCUCUUAGAUCUUCAUUCCCUGGCUUCUGCUUGCACAGAUCCUCACCUCUGUGACUUCCUGGAAAACCACUUCCUGGAUGAGGAGGUGAAGCUCAUCAAGAAGACGGAACCACCUGAUGAAACUCUGCAGGGUGGCUGGGCCACAGCCAGCACAGACUGGUGUGCUUAGCCAUCCCUGGGUGAAGACCUCUUUGAGAGGCUCACUCUCAAGCAUGACUAGAAGGCCUUGCCUUCCAAGGGGCUCCCUCUUCUGCUCUG
Messenger RNA from Peromyscus leucopus (white-footed mouse), 435 nucleotides. Its product is annotated as ferritin light chain-like. Gene Ontology annotation, molecular function: ferrous iron binding; ferric iron binding. Gene Ontology annotation, biological process: iron ion transport; intracellular iron ion homeostasis. Lineage: Eukaryota; Metazoa; Chordata; Mammalia; Rodentia; Cricetidae. The coding region runs from base 53 to 346 and encodes 97 amino acids. Gene Ontology annotation, cellular component: cytoplasm. The transcript has a single exon. The record is from RefSeq and is a predicted model, not a curated record.